Messenger RNA from Actinia tenebrosa (Australian red waratah sea anemone), 2389 nucleotides. RefSeq names its product metalloreductase STEAP4-like. The record is from RefSeq and is a predicted model, not a curated record. Gene Ontology annotation, cellular component: endosome; plasma membrane. Gene Ontology annotation, molecular function: ferric-chelate reductase (NADPH) activity; cupric reductase (NADH) activity. Gene Ontology annotation, biological process: copper ion import. NCBI's taxonomy places the organism in Eukaryota, Metazoa, Cnidaria, Anthozoa, Actiniaria, Actiniidae.
AUYAUGUCGAACAUCGUUGAACUUCAGACUAUUAAUGACAGCUUGGGUAGUUCAGAUAGUACUCCAGUAAUCAUCGUUGGAACGGGUGAUUUUGGGAGAGCGUUGGCYACCAGGCUUCACCGCUUUGGAAUCCCAGUUGUGCUUGGCUCUAGUAACCCAAGAAUCGUCGAAGCAAAARUUAUCCCACAUGGAGUGGAAGUUCUAGAGAACGAAGAGGCAUUGAAGCUUGGCAACGUUGURGUACUUGCAGUACAUCGACAACAUUAUGAAGAAGUCACGGAAAAACAUCAGACAGACCUCAAAGGAAAGAUUGUCGUCGAUGUUAAUAACCCACCAAAGAAAACUGAGGUUUCAAGUGCUGAGUAUCUGGCUCAGCUUAUACCCGAGUCKAAAGUUGUAAAAGCCUUGAAUGUCAUAUCAGCCUGGGCACUCGAGUCUGACUCGUUUGGUGGAAGUAAGCAAGUCCCAYUCUGUUCCAAUAAUGCUGAUGCWCGCCGAGUAAUAAACCAUUUGAUUCGUGAUAUAGGUUUUGAACCUAUUGACCGAGGUAGCCUCAAGACAGCUGCAGAGCUAGAGUCCAUACCUUAUCGAUUUUUCCCAACUUGGAUCAAGCCCGUCAUAUUUUCCUUUGUUCUCUUAAUUUUGAUKAUUUKUUUUGAAUUUCUGCGCCGUUUUGUGAAUAAUGGAAAGGUGAAUAUCAAGUGGGAAGGCUUUCCAAUCAGCAAGCUUAACGUCUAUCUGGCCUUUAAUUCCAUAGGUCUUCUGUACCUGGCCUACCUUCCUGGUUCCAUUGCUGGUAUCUUUCAGCUUAUCAAUGGUACCAAGAGGAAACGUUUCCCAGCGUGGCUGGACGAAUGGAUGAAGGCUCGCAAGCAGCUAGGGUUACUGGGGUUCUUCAAUGCUUUACUGCACGCUAUUAUGGCACUGCUUGCGAUGAAUUCAGCGUUCGCAGGAUCUUUCUAUGAGAAAUCUGGGCAUUUUAACGUCCAAAACCAAACCAUCCAUGUGGCAUCAAGGCUGAGCCUGAACGGGGAAUUAUCCAUGUUUUUUGGAAUCGUCGCCUUCUCUCUCCUCUGCAUCCUUGCCGUGUGUUCUCUACCAAGUGUAAUCGAUACUAUGAGCUGGCGUGAAUGGAAUUUUGCGCAGUCAGGAAUAGGCCACAUAAUGCUGGGAUGUGCAAUUAGCCACAUGGCGACAAUGGGAGGCUUUGGCAUGGCACAUAGAGGUUGGAAGUUUCCUUCCAACUACUUYCUACCCUCAGUAUUCUACAUUGAGUUAUUCCUGGGUUUUGCAGUGAUAUUUCUCAGGGUUUUGCUUUAUAUGCCCUGUUUAUACAUCCCGCUGCAGAAAAUCCGUCAUGGAUGGGAAAGAGUUAGUGCAAGGCAGAAGGGAGAAGAGUGCGAAAAGAUCAUGCAAGUGUGAGAUCUUGGCGAUCAUUACAACCGUAGAUGUGGAAUAGCAGACUGAAAAACUGUGAUCCCAGUAAAUUAAUCUAAUAUUGUUUGAAUAUCGAGCAAAAAGUUUGAUUGAUCCAGACUUCCGUUAGAUUUAAAUAUUAUACAAAAUCAUAGUACAAAAUUUUAUUGAAAAGCCUUUCAUUUCUUGAUCAAGCUUUUAGUAUAAUUGGUUUGGGACCUAUGUCCUAUUAACAAUGCCCUCAACCAGGUCCGGUUUUUUUCUAUCUUUGUUUUUUUUGUAUUGGAAUUUAUAAAUUUCAAAUCAGGCUUCAAUUAAAAUCUCGAUCUGUGAUUGAAUUAUUUGAAUUUUGUGUAAUAACCGCUAGAUACAAGCACGGAUAUGCGCUUUUGUACUAUCGACAUUUAAGAAUGAAAAGUACAAAUUUGAGGCUACCAGUUAUUGUUCCAAAAAAUUCAAUGGAAAUUAUUGCUGCAAACUCACAAGAAUCACUUGCAAGCGUUACCCCAAAAAGAUAGGAAAGUACAGCAUCUAAAAGCAAAGUUCACAAGUAUUUUUUUCUUGCACUAAAAAUUUAAAACAAUGGUAAAUGCAUGGAAGCCAUUGUGCGAUAACUAUCCUUAUCAAUAUUGCAACUGUGUAUUUAAAACCUAAAAUUUUUUUCCAGUCGAAACCUUGGUCCGCGUCGCUUUUGGAAUGGACAAGUAAGAAGAUUAGGUACAAUAAUGACUUCUCUUGAAAGAAAAUAAUUUCACAACACAAUCAACUAUUUGCUUUGAUAUUGAAAAAAUAAAUAUUUAGAUGAGUUAAAUAUACAACAGAACGAAACAUGCGAACUAAAAUAUAGCAAAAGAAAAUAGCAGUCAAUGAAAUGAAACAAAAAGAUGGGGGGUAGCAGAUUAGUAGAGAACAAAAAAAUAAAAAAUAAAAAAUAAAAAAAAUGAAGAAGCGAGGAAUAAAAGGUUAUAAGGAA